AUGUCCUCAUCGGGAUAUGACCUAGGACCUGCGGUGAAUGGUGGUCAAGGCGAUGGAACCUCCGACCUGGGGGAUACCACGGCAACCGUGAUGUCUCGUCUCGAUGUCGCCCUCAAGGACAUGCCGGGAGUCACGACCCUGGACAAGGUGAAUGCUCUUAUGAGCAAGGUCGCUGCCGCCAAGGAACUGCUGGGGGGCUUGGAGCCAGAUCUACUACUACAAGCUCGCAGCAAGGUCGAUGAACCCGACCGCGAGUUAUACAAGAGCCCAGCCCUGCUAAAGGCUUACGAGCAGAUCUCCAAGAACACACAGGCAGACGCACCCGAGGAUGAGUUUGAGGUUGCGAUGAUGGCUGCGUUUACGGCUUGCGAGGAAUCUGAGACAUCCCAAGAGGGUACACAUCCACAAGAGCCAACUCUUCAAGACACCCAUCGUAUCUUGCAGCAGCCUCAAGCCCAAGUUGUUCCACGCCCCAAAUAUACGCCUUCUUAUCGGACAUGGUGCGAGCGAGAGAACGCCGCAAAUGCUGAGAACAAAACCAGGAAGGCUCACAAGCCCUGUGACCGUAAAAACUGUCCCUUCUUCCACGAGGAUCAAAACAAGUACUUCAAUAGCCCCUCCUACACGGCCGACAGGAACGCCGAAGAUGUCGACAAUUGGGAAGAGCUGCCGAGGUUCGCAGGUCGCAAGGGAGCCAACGUGCGCGAAGAGAAGGCCGGGAAAAACGACCGCAACUUCGAUGCAUUCUUCAAGCGAAUUAGGGGCAAGGGCAAGGCGACGGAGAAAAAGGCCGACGAAGAACGCGCCCAGAAGAAGAAGAAGUCUGCUCUGGAGGUCAAGGCUGCUCCUAAGACUGCACACAAGUCCACCAAGGCUGCCACGGACGCUGAGGCUACUGUCAAGGCACCGCCCAAGAAGCGUAAGGUCGCGGCUACCACGGGAGGAGCGAAGGGAACUGCGGAGCAACCAGCGAAGAGGAGCAAAGGUGGCGAGGCUGACCGCUAG
This is a messenger RNA of Alternaria ventricosa, 1005 nucleotides long. RefSeq lists its product as uncharacterized. Lineage: Eukaryota; Fungi; Ascomycota; Dothideomycetes; Pleosporales; Pleosporaceae. The record is from RefSeq and is a predicted model, not a curated record. The coding region runs from base 1 to 1005 and encodes 334 amino acids. The transcript is spliced from 3 exons.